This is a messenger RNA of Amaranthus tricolor (Joseph's coat), 1599 nucleotides long. Its product is annotated as probable N-acetyltransferase HLS1. NCBI's taxonomy places the organism in Eukaryota, Viridiplantae, Streptophyta, Magnoliopsida, Caryophyllales, Amaranthaceae. The transcript is spliced from 3 exons. Bases 83 to 1306 code for a protein of 407 amino acids. The record is from RefSeq and is a predicted model, not a curated record. Gene Ontology annotation, molecular function: acyltransferase activity, transferring groups other than amino-acyl groups.
ACCGUAGAAGUUCAUCCAAACUUCACUUGAGUUCCAUAAUUCUUAGUUUUAAAUUACAAAAAGAAAAAGAAAAAAAAAGAUCAUGUCAGUAAAAAGAGUAGCCCAAGACUCGAAGGGAGAGUCCUACAAAUUAGAGGUAGUUGUAGUAGUGAUUAGAGAAUAUGAUGAAGAGAGAGACAAAGAAGAUGUGGAGAAAAUGGAGAUGCAAUGUGAGUUUGGGCAACAACAAGGCAAGCCUUCUCUCAUUACUCAUCUCUUGGGUGAUCCUCUUGGUAGAAUACGCCAUUUUCCUACUCGCAUCAUGAUGAUCGCAGAAUAUGGAGGAGAAAUUGUUGGGGUAAUUAGAGGAGGUAUAAAAGCCGUCACAAGAGGUCAAAAGGCCGGUGAUCUUCCGGUUUUUGUCAAGCUUGCUUACAUUUUGGGCUUGCGAGUCUCCCCCAUGCACAGGCAAAAAGGUAUAGCGACAAAGUUGGUGAUCAAAUUAGAGGAAUGGUGCAAAGAAAAAGGAGCUGAAUACAUUUAUAUGAUGACUGAUUGUGCUAAUGAAGCUUCAAUCAACUUAUUCACCUACAAAUUUAACUAUGCAAAAUUUUACACUCCUGCAAUAUUAGUUCAACCAGUACACGCUCAUCGAAAGCCCAUAGUCUCCAAUGCUGCCAUCAUUCAAGUACCGCCACUUGUAGCUGAGUCUAUGUACCGAAGAAUCUUCUCCAACUCUGAGUUCUUCCCAAACGAUAUCGAGUCUAUAUUAUUGAACAAGCUUCAUUUGGGAACCUUCAUUGGAGUACCUAAGAGGUACCUACAAAAAUGGGAUCCGCAAAAGGGCCUUCCUCCCUGCUUUGCUAUAAUCAGUGUGUGGAACACUACAAAAGUUUACCAAUUACAAUUAAAAGGAGUGUCAAAGCUAACAAAAGUUUGUUGUCUAGGCAGUAGGGUUUUAGAUGCUCAUAUGCCUUGGCUUAAGGUGCCUUCUAUACCAAAUAUGUUUAGGCCCUUUGGGUUCUACUUCUUGUAUGGCCUUCACAUGGAAGGGAAAGGGUCUUCAGAUUUGAUGAAGAGUCUGUGCAACUUUGCACACAAUCUUGCUAGGCAUGAUGCCACGUGUGCUGCGGUUGUUGCCGAAGUUGCCCAAUGGGAUCCGGUCAGUGAAGUUAUCCCACACUCGAAGAGGUUUUCAUUAAGUGAGGACUUGUGGUGUAUGAAGAAGUUCCCAAAGAAAAGCGACCACGAUGAUUCUCAACCGUCGGAUUGGGUAACUUAUGGAUCAUCCUCAUCAACGAUCUUUGUUGAUCCUAGAGAUUUUUGAUUGCUGACGGAUCCUCUCUUUUCACACUCCUUUUUUUUCUUAUGCAACUUUCUUGCAAAGUGUGAAUGUAAAUAGUACUUAUGUUAUGCAAUUAGUUACAAAUAACAAGAUGUGCAUGUAAAUAGUGCACAUACAAUAAGGUUGGUGCCGCAUCAUGCCUAGCGUGAGCCGUAAUAGCUUGUUUGGAGGCUAGCAAACAAAAUGAAAUAUAUAGUAAAAGGAACUUACAGUAGGCAUGAUGUCUGAGCCAUAAUAGCUUGGUGGCUAGCACAGUCGAACAACAAAAUGAAAAA